AUAUUUUGAAUUUUCAUGAAAAAAAAGAAAGUGUAAAGAGAAACCGUGUACUUCAUUGUUUAGGGAGUUUAACUAGUGUUGAAACUCCGAAGCUAGAACUGACCGACCAGUCGACCACACGUGGACUUGAUGAUCCAUCCUCAGAACUCAACUUAACAAUACAAAGCACCACAAAACUAACACUUCCCAAAUCGUAAUGAAAACAAAAACGGUUAAAGGAAAUUGGAGCUUCAGAACGAACAAACUCACUUUCCCUUACGUUUUCCUCAUAUGCAUCUUCUUCUUCCUCGCUGGUUUCUUCGGUUCUACUCUCUUCUCUCACUCUCAGGACGGUGAUGGAUAUGGCUUGCGGCCGAGACCGAGAUCGAGACUGCUUGAAUCGAGGAAGGAGGGGAAGUAUAAUUUGAUGACUGCUGGAGAGUUUGGUGAUGAUUCCAUUACAUCGAUUCCUUUCCAGGUUUUGAGCUGGAAGCCACGAGCUCUGUAUUUUCCUAAUUUUGCGACUGCUGAACAAUGUGAAAGCAUAGUUUCUGUAGCAAAGGCAGGCCUCAAACCAUCAUCUUUGGCUUUGCGCAAGGGAGAAACUGCGGAGAAUACCAAGGGAAUUAGAACAAGCUCUGGUGUGUUUAUUAGUGCUUCUGAGGAUAAUACAGGGACUUUAGAUGUCAUUGAGGAGAAAAUUGCGAGAGCAACAAUGAUUCCUAGGAGUCAUGGAGAGGCAUUUAAUAUUCUACGCUAUGAUAUUGGUCAAAGAUAUAAUUCACAUUAUGAUGCGUUCAAUCCUGCUGAAUAUGGCCCACAAAAGAGCCAAAGGAUGGCUUCAUUUUUGCUGUAUUUAACUGAUGUUCAAGAAGGUGGUGAGACUAUGUUUCCAUUUGAGAAUGGCUUGAACAUGGAUGGUAGCUAUGGCUACGAAGACUGCAUUGGUUUAAGAGUAAAGCCAAGACAGGGGGAUGGACUUCUGUUUUAUUCAUUGCUCCCCAACGGCACAAUUGAUCCGACAUCACUCCAUGGGAGCUGCCCUGUGAUAAAAGGGCAGAAGUGGGUGGCUACGAAGUGGAUAAGAAAUGAAGAACAAGAUGAUUAGAUAAUUGGCCCCUGCAAUUCAGAUUCUGUCUUAUACAGGGUGAUUAUCUUCCCAUGGUGUAAUUUAUGGUUAGAUCAGAUGAAUAAUCAAGGGAAAUAUUUGAUCAGAUCAGAUGUUCAAAGUGUAUAACAAGAGUAAUUUUUUGUUGAAUGCAUUCGCUAGUAGGCCAGAAUUGAAUUGAGCAGGCACAAUUGGGCCAUACUUUACAACUUUUUAAACUCGAGUGUCUAAUUUGAGAUUUUUUUCUCUCCCC
Trifolium pratense (red clover) is the source of this 1340-nucleotide messenger RNA. RefSeq names its product probable prolyl 4-hydroxylase 9. Bases 197 to 1087 code for a protein of 296 amino acids. Gene Ontology annotation, biological process: peptidyl-proline hydroxylation to 4-hydroxy-L-proline. Gene Ontology annotation, cellular component: endoplasmic reticulum. The transcript is spliced from 8 exons. NCBI's taxonomy places the organism in Eukaryota, Viridiplantae, Streptophyta, Magnoliopsida, Fabales, Fabaceae. Gene Ontology annotation, molecular function: procollagen-proline 4-dioxygenase activity; iron ion binding; L-ascorbic acid binding. The record is from RefSeq and is a predicted model, not a curated record.